AUGUACAGGAGUCGGCCGGGAAAGCUGGUGUCUAGCUUGUUACUCCGCAGCUCGGAGUAAAGUGUUACGAAGAGGCUAUAAAAGCAAGAGAUGAAAAUAAAGUGACGAUAAUAAUCGACCGUGAAUGCAAGAACUCAGCUAAACGUACGGAACAGGCAACAUGUACAGUGCUUACAUAUGCGCGACCGGUGCCGUCUGGGGAAGCAAUGCUUGCGCAUGCCAUAUUAUGAAAGAGGGGAAGGGCCAGACGAAGAGCAGAGGAUGAUGACGACAGUUUUUGGCACGGUGUACAGCAGGAGUCAAUACGUAGGCGAUACAAGGAAAUAACCGUCACAGAAAUGCAAGGGGAACACGAAUACAUGUAACAAACACCGUUACGUGCCAGAACACGAAGGCCGAGGGUAUGCACGAGGGUUUUAUGUUCACCACCGCGAAUAGCAAGACUGCCCUCACUCAGCCCCUCCCAUCUUGAUUUGUUUUUAUUACUCGCCCUUCCGUAUUCGGUCGACAUUCAGACCUAUCGGUCGCUUUUUGAUGCGUCUUUACAGGCUGAGCCCGAAUGAUCAUGCACCUCGUGGGAAGUACAAAAGUCCAAACGUAGUUCAGCAUUCGUGCGCCAAAGGCAAAGGUAUUCGCCGCCCAUGUCCUCCAUGACGCCGCCAAGACCCGGACGUCGCCGGCCAUCUUUGAAGGGGCGGACACUUGCCGCGGCAGUGUUCUUUUUGCUGCCGCCGCUGACUCAAGGCUCACAUGUAGAAAGCUUUCAGAACGCUUCGCGCAGCGCUUCUUCAGGAGCGACUGUGUUCGCAACCACGACGAUGACCACUAGUGUGGACCAGGUGGAUGCGUCCGAUUUCCUGCGAGAGCUUCGAGAAACGGUUGGGCGUGGCUUCGCCAGCAUGCCGGUCUCCCUGAGGAGGAAGAUGCUGGAGGCCGAGGUGCGGCCGGAGUGCAGUGUUGCCCUUCUGAGGUUCAUGCGGGCCUUCCUGAACUUCGAGCCGUGGGCACUCAGACUGUUCGACGCGACCGGAAAGUACCCGACCGGCCUCUUCCAGGGAUCUCGUGCUGACCUUGGAGCUUUCGACCAGUGCCUAGAGACGGUGGUGCAUGACAGUUACGGAAACGUGCUGACACGUGGCCAGUACUGCAACCUGCUUGUCUACUCCAAGAAUGGAACUGCCACAGAGGCUGCGAUUCUGGCCGUGCCAGACGUCCUUCACCCGAGGAUAAAAUAUUUCAGCAAUUACUUCACUGCCAAAGAUUAUCCUCUUCUCCGCAUGGCGAUAUGCUUUACAGAGGACUGCAACCAACAAGACUUGCAAGCCUUAGUAAACGUUGUGAAUCUACCUCUAGUACGUCUGAAAGUGUCCGGUUGUGUAACUGCAGACCCUGAGCCGUGGACGAAGGCACAGAUUGGCAUAGUGUACGUUGAUGCAUCAGCUCUAAGCAUGCUGACCAAUAGGCCACACGCAAGCUCAGUCUUGUUUUCGUACUACUGCUACCUUAAGCAGUCGCCUAGGUGCAUAUGUUUUUUUUUUUUUUGCAUGCAGGUGUAGUUCAUUCGUUCAAUCAAUCAAUCAAUCAAUCAAUCAAUCAAUCAAUCAAUCAAUCAAUCAAUCAAUCAAUCAAUCAAUCAAUCAAUCAAUCACUCAUCAAUGCAUCAGUCAACGGACAAAUGAAUCAACCAAACAAUCGAUCAAACAAUCAAUAAAUAAACCAUGUAUGCAAUACAGUUAUUCCAGCUUUACCCAGUUUUUUCGAUUCCCACUUGAUUGGGCCGACCUUUUCGCAACGUUUCAGGCUCUUGCGUUCUUGAUCAGAGCACUUGACGGAGAGUGCAGCAGGUCCCAUGCUUAUCAAACCUUAAAGAGCUCCCGAUUGAAGGAACACUUCUUACCAACCUCACAACACAGUAGCAACAAGCGUUCAUCAGC
Messenger RNA from Dermacentor andersoni, 1934 nucleotides. RefSeq lists its product as uncharacterized. Lineage: Eukaryota; Metazoa; Arthropoda; Arachnida; Ixodida; Ixodidae. The record is from RefSeq and is a predicted model, not a curated record.